AUGGAAGUUUCUUCACAAAUCCGUGAUUAUAUUAUUAAUCACAAUCUCUUGACAGUACCACAGCUUUACAAUAAUAUUAAAGAUGAAAAAAUUGAUGGAUUUUUACAUAUUACUCGGCAACAAGUUUAUUAUUGGUCUAAAAAAUUCGCUACUAAGGAAUAUAAAUUAGCAGAAGAUCAAUUGGAAUCAUCCAGACGAUAUUUAGAGCAGAAUAUAAAAUAUUAUCCUUUAUUAGAAGUCAAAGAAGAGAACGCAUUUGCUGACUUACCCGAAGAUAUUCGUACCUCUAUUGAAAAUUUGAAUUCCUAUACUUGUGAAUUAAUUACCACUAAUGCUAGUCCACAAGAUGAUAAUCAAGUUCAUGAACAAGAAUCUGUUAUAAUUAGUUCAAAUGAAUUCUCACUGGAUUCUGUCGAUGAUAAUAAUCAAGAUUUAAUCUUGUUUGAAGCCCGAAAAAAAGAUAUUUUUAAUUU
Molecule: messenger RNA, 473 nt
Organism: Racocetra fulgida
Lineage: Eukaryota; Fungi; Glomeromycota; Glomeromycetes; Diversisporales; Gigasporaceae
Source: the annotation of a GenBank genome assembly